Meira miltonrushii is the source of this 627-nucleotide messenger RNA. RefSeq lists its product as uncharacterized. The transcript has 3 exons. NCBI's taxonomy places the organism in Eukaryota, Fungi, Basidiomycota, Exobasidiomycetes, Exobasidiales, Brachybasidiaceae. The record is from RefSeq and is a predicted model, not a curated record. The coding region runs from base 1 to 627 and encodes 208 amino acids.
AUGUCGAGCUCUCUCAGUAAUCUCUACCUCUUACUCAUUUUGAUCAUCCCAGUCAUUGGUGUGCACGCAGGUCCUGAGAGGUACUCAGUGUACCCAGCUCAAAGCACAUUAAUGUUCAAAAGACAAGUCAGGGAUGGUAAUGGUAAGCUCAUUGAUCUGAACAAAGAGCCAACUCCCGAGCCUGACUCAGGAGAUAUGUUAGAAGGAGGCCAAUUAGCAUCGAUGGAGCUAGCACGGAAGAUGAGACCAUCACACAGAGCCAAUUAUAAAAGAGUGUACCGCAAGGGUGCCGGACCACCUCCUGGCCUUUCUGAAGAUGAGAAACGCUUAUUUCGAAACAAAGUCAAGCGGGAACAACAACGCGAAAGAAGGAAGUUCAUGAGAACCAGCCCAAAUGAGCCCUAUGCUGUUGCCCUUAUCGAAAACCAUAAGAAAGCACAAAAGAAACAAAUUCUUCAGCGUGCAACGUUAUUGCAACGAGUCAAUAUGGGACUAGGUACUCCAGAGGAAAAAGCAAAAGUUAUACGUAAACGAGCAAGAGACCGUUUGUAUAAUUAUCGCCGCCGGUAUCCAGGCAUGGACUUGUCGAAAUUAGCAGAAUUUGAACGGAGCAUCAAACCAGAAUAG